Messenger RNA from Talaromyces stipitatus ATCC 10500, 2086 nucleotides. RefSeq names its product NADH-ubiquinone oxidoreductase 49 kDa subunit, putative. Gene Ontology annotation, biological process: mitochondrial electron transport, NADH to ubiquinone. The record is from RefSeq and is a predicted model, not a curated record. Bases 1 to 1425 code for a protein of 474 amino acids. Gene Ontology annotation, molecular function: NADH dehydrogenase (ubiquinone) activity; quinone binding; NAD binding. The transcript is spliced from 2 exons. Lineage: Eukaryota; Fungi; Ascomycota; Eurotiomycetes; Eurotiales; Trichocomaceae.
AUGGCUUCUUCACUCUCUCGCGUCGUUGGCCGCGUGCCAAUGACGCUAGGUCGUCAUCAAUCGCUAUUCAAAGCUUCGGCAUCGUGCUCGCGGCAUAUGAGCAGCACCCCCUCUAGACGAGCUGCCGAACCUCAACCCUACCAAGCAACCAGACUCAUUCCGACAGAUCCCUCGUUCGCUCAUCUUGCGAACAAGGCAGGCCCUCAACCUCCCGAUGAAGCCUCUGCCCUCGAGUCCACGUCUGACACAGGCAAUCGCAAGAUCCGACACUAUACCGUCAACUUUGGCCCACAACAUCCGGCUGCGCACGGUGUGUUGCGUUUGAUUCUCGAGCUCAACGGUGAAGAGAUUGUUCGCGCCGACCCUCACGUCGGUCUUUUGCAUCGUGGAACAGAGAAAUUGAUCGAAUACAAGACAUACAUGCAAGCCCUACCAUACUUUGACCGUUUAGAUUACGUUUCUAUGAUGACCAACGAGCAAUGUUACUCGUUGGCCGUUGAGAAACUGCUCAACAUUGAAAUCCCCGAACGUGCCAAAUGGAUCCGAACAAUGUUUGGAGAGAUCACUCGUAUCUUGAACCAUCUCAUGUCUGUGCUAUCCCACGCUAUGGAUGUUGGAGCUCUUACACCUUUCUUGUGGGGUUUCGAAGAACGUGAGAAGCUCAUGGAAUUUUAUGAACGUGUCUCCGGUGCUCGGUUGCACGCCGCCUAUGUUCGCCCUGGUGGUGUUUCCCAGGAUCUUCCCCUCGGCUUGCUCGACGAUAUUUACCAAUGGGCAACUCAAUUUGGUGACCGCAUCGAUGAAACCGAGGAACUUUUAACUGACAACCGUAUCUGGAAGGCCAGAACACAAGGUGUUGGUGUUGUCAGCGCCGCAGAUGCUCUCAACAUGAGCUUCACUGGUGUCAUGCUUCGUGGUUCCGGUGUACCCUGGGAUGUCCGCAAGUCGCAACCAUACGAUGCCUACGACCAGGUCGAGUUCGAUGUCCCCGUUGGUAUGAACGGUGACUGCUACGACAGAUAUCUCUGCCGUAUGGAGGAGUUCCGUCAAUCCCUCCGUAUCAUUCACCAGUGCUUGAACAAGAUGCCCGCUGGCCCAGUCAAAGUUGAGGAUUACAAGAUUAGCCCUCCUCCUCGUGCCGCCAUGAAGGAAAAUAUGGAGGCUUUGAUCCACCACUUUUUGCUCUUUACUAAGGGUUACACCGUUCCUCCCGGUGAGACAUACUCUGCCAUCGAGGCCCCCAAGGGUGAGAUGGGUGUCUUUAUUGUCAGUGAUGGUAGCGAACGCCCAUACCGCUGCAAGAUUCGCUCCCCUGGAUUUGCCCAUCUCGGUGGUUUCGACCAGGUCUCCCGCGGUCACUUGCUCGCUGACGCCGUUGCCAUUAUUGGCACCAUGGAUUUGGUGUUUGGUGAAGUCGACCGAUAGACCUUGUUUUUCCCAUCAUGUUACAAUAAAACAACCUCGAAACACCAUCAAAGAGCGAAAGAAUUUCUACAGCUGCCCUAAAAAAGUAGCAUUGUACUACUGGCGUUUAUAAUUCAUCGAUGGGUCUGUUCAUCAUCAAAUCGUCCCAGGAUUUGACAUGCUUUACUUUUGAAUUUAUCUUGUUCCCGUGAACCUCGAUUUCCUUUGUGACGGCUAGUCCUCUUUCCUAUUUGUAUGUACAGUUAUAUUAUCAAUAGAAAGAUAUGGAUGGCCAAUCAAUCGUAGCAUUAAGAAUAUAUUUGCUCGUAUCGUUUCAUAAGGUCUAUAUCAUCACAAAUCAUUAUACCCAAUAGUUCCCGUAACAAUAAAAUCCCAGUUAUCAAACAUUAUCGUCGUGAUAGUAGAAGUUAACAUCCCUCGGCCUUCGCUUGUUCCCCUUAACAAAAUCGGUAUCGUCGGGCGGGCGUUCGUUCUUGGUGUUUGCGGUCAACAUGCUCUGUAAACUCAUGCAGACGCUUUCGACAGUCUGAACAGGUGACCAUCCCGCUGAUGAGAGCAGGUCCAGGCAGAUGAAGCCAUUGGAGUAGAUGUGUGGGUGAAUCGGAAUGAGCCGCGGAGUUUCUGGCGCUGACACGUUGACAAAGACGACUUCGGGUGGUUC